AUGAAAAACCUCAGAAUGACUAAUAACUCUGACCCUGUGAGCAUAUUCAUUCUUCUUGGAUUCCCUGGUACCUGGGAGAUCCAGGUCCUCCUCUUCUCACUCUUCUCUGUGAUCUAUGUCCUAACGCUCAUUGGGAACCUUUGCAUUAUCUGUUCAGUGUGGUGGGACCAUCAUCUUCACACUCCCAUGUACAUCCUGCUGGCCAAUUUUUCAUUCCUUGAGAUCUGGUAUGUCACUUCUACUGUCCCCAAUAUGCUAGCCAACUUUCUCUCUGAGACCAACACCAUCUCCUUCUCUAGCUGCUUCCUCCAGUUCUACUUCUUCUUCUCCAUGGGCACCACUGAGACCUUCUUCUUGUCUGCCAUGGCCUUUGACAGGUACCUUGCUAUCUGCAGGCCCCUGCACUACCCCACUGUCAUGACAGUUCCACGCAGCAUCAGAAUGGCAGCCUGCUGCUGGGUGUGUGGCUUCUCCUGUUUUCUCCUCCCAGUUUACCUCAUCUCCCAGCUUCCUUUUUGUGGGCCCAAUAUCAUUGAUCACUUUUUAUGUGACCCAGGACCCCUUAUGAAGUUGUCCUGUGUGCCAGCUCCUGCCACUGAGAUCACCUGUGCCGUCUUUAACUCGGUCCUGAUUUUCUCCACCUUCCUCUUCAUUACCGGCUCUUAUGCCCUUGUGAUCAUAGCUGUGCUGAAGGUCCCCUCGGCAGAAGGCCAGCAGAAGGCUUUCUCCACUUGUGGCUCCCACCUGGCCGUGGUGUCCCUGUUCUAUGGCUCAAUCAUGGUGAUGUACGUGAGCCCAACAGCAGGCAAUCCAGCAGGGGUUCAGAAAAUUGUGACUCUAUUUUAUUCUGUGUUAACUCCAUUUUUCAAUCCCUUGAUCUACAGCCUCCGGAAUAAGGAAAUAAAGAAGGCCCUGAGAAAACUGCUGAGGACUAUGAGAUUUGGUCAAAGACAGCCCCUCAAGAACUAG
Pipistrellus kuhlii (Kuhl's pipistrelle) is the source of this 969-nucleotide messenger RNA. Its product is annotated as olfactory receptor 11H6-like. The transcript has a single exon. The coding region runs from base 1 to 969 and encodes 322 amino acids. The record is from RefSeq and is a predicted model, not a curated record. Gene Ontology annotation, cellular component: membrane. Lineage: Eukaryota; Metazoa; Chordata; Mammalia; Chiroptera; Vespertilionidae. Gene Ontology annotation, molecular function: G protein-coupled receptor activity; olfactory receptor activity. Gene Ontology annotation, biological process: G protein-coupled receptor signaling pathway.